Molecule: messenger RNA, 924 nt
Organism: Alternaria incomplexa
Lineage: Eukaryota; Fungi; Ascomycota; Dothideomycetes; Pleosporales; Pleosporaceae
Exons: 2
Coding region: 1-924 (307 amino acids)
Biological process (GO): L-histidine biosynthetic process
Cellular component (GO): cytoplasm
Molecular function (GO): histidinol-phosphatase activity
Source: RefSeq, a predicted model, not a curated record
AUGCCGUACUCGCAUCACAGUCACUCUGGCCAGUUCUGCGGACAUGCGCAGAACACACUCGAGGAAGUUAUCCAGGCAGCGAUAGCCAAAGGUUUCCAUACCUUUGCGCUGACGGAGCAUAUACCUAGACCUCUCGAAGACUUCUAUCCCGAAGAGUCCGAAUCGCACACCGCAGAGAGCCUCGCGAAACUGUUCGACGCCUUUAUCGUCGAAGCCCACAGACUUAGAGACGCGUACUCAGACCAGAUGCAGAUCCUCAUCGGUUUCGAGACGGAAUGGAUUCGUCCAUCGACACUGCAACUCACCCGAAGCAUCUUCGACAAGUAUACUUUCGACUUCUUCAUGGGCUCUGUCCACCACACGCACACCAUACCCAUCGACUACGACCGUGCCAUGUACGAACAAGCUCGGGAAAAGGCAGGCGGGACGGACGAGCGGCUCUUUGAAGAUUACUUCGACUCUCAGUACGAAAUGCUUCAAGAGCUGCGGCCACCAGUGGUCGGGCACUUCGAUCUCAUUCGCCUACUUAGCGAUCAUCGCGAUGUUGAUUUCAAGGGCAUGACUGGUGUUUGGGAAAAGAUCAAGCGCAAUCUGGAAUACGUAGCGUCUUAUGGCGCUCUACUGGAGUUGAAUUCAUCAGGGCUGCGGAAAGGUUUGGCCGAGCCGUAUCCGUGCUUGCCCAUAUGUCAGAUGUUCUUAAGCAUGGGAGGUGGUUUCGUCAUGUCUGAUGACAGUCAUGGGAUUGACCAGAUAGGUACAAACUAUGCGCGACUAUUGGCUUUCGUACAGAAGGCAGGGAUAGACCGGAUACAUUUUGCUGACCGGGCCGGUGAGCGCAAAGACAGCCGCUUCCCCAACGCGGGCUUCUCUAGCAUUGCUGUAACCGACCUGGCGCAAUUACCCUUCUGGGCCAAGAUAGGGUGA